ACUUGAUCAUCAUCAUCAUCAUCAUCAUCCAAAGCUCCUUUCUGUAAACAAAAACAAUUACGAAACCCUAAUUCCGAUUCAAUCCAAAAUGGACCCAUCAAAUCAAACCGACGAACCAGACCAAAACGACGCCGAUUGUUUCCACGACGCACUCGAUGACUUCCAGUUUCACGAUUGCUCUAUUACAGACCCGUCAAUCGAAUCCACGUCAGUUUCCACAAUGUCCGAAUCAAAACCUGAAGAAAAUUCCACUCCAGCCACCGCCACUACUCUCCGCAACCGCCGCGGAGUCUCCAAAGAAACAAAUUCGGAAUCAUCGGAUAUUACCCAAAUGAAUAACUCCAAACCGAGAUACGCUAAUAUUAUUAAAGAGAAAAAAAGGUACAGACUCUACCGUGAUUUAAAAGAAAACGAGAAAAAUUUAGACACCGGCGAGUCAACUCGGUCGAGUUGCGACCGAGUUGGUUCAGAUAACCGGGCUGACUCAGUUACAGAUGAAAAUAAGAUGAGUGUUGGCGAAACAUCGCCGGAUAAUGGAAACUUGCUUGAAUUUGUAGCUGGUUUAGUGGUUAAGGCAAUUGGUUUUCAGUUCAAUUUAUUUAUCAACUUCAUCACAUUUCCAAUAUGGGGUGUUUAUAAUUUAUAUAUGUUUGUUGUUGAUCCAUUUGGAGUUAUGAGGAGUUGUAAAUCUUUUUUAAUGCAGAAGUUUGUAUCUUUAUGGAGUUUGACAAGUGGGGUUUUAGUAAGUCCAGUGAUUACUGAUUGGUUAAAGGAACAAAAAUCAAUGUGGAAUGUGAUGUUGAGAUUUGGUUGGGGAAUGUUUUGGUCUGGUUAUGUUUGUGUGAUUUUGUGCGGUUUGUUGGUUUCUUCGAUCAUGGUUAGCGGGGUUUUGAUGAGAUAUGUUGUGGAGAAUCCUGUGGAGAUUAAGGAAGAAUUGUACUUUGAUUAUACACAGAAUUGUCCUGUUGCUUUUGUGCCGAUUAUGUCGUGUGUUGAUUGCGGUUUAAAUUGUGAAGAUAGGAGUUUGGCGGGGCGGAGGGUUAUACCGCCGAAUCAUAAGUUGCAAGCUAAUGUUCUGUUAACAUUGCCAGAAUCUGGAUACAAUAGAAAUCUUGGAAUUUUUCAGAUCCGGGUGGACUUCGUAUCUGCUGAUGGUAAAAUUCUUGCCAGCAAAAGACAGCCGUGCAUGUUAAGAUUCAAAAGUGAACCGAUUCGCGCCUUAUUGACCUUCUUUAAGGUUGCUCCUCUGGUCGCUGGCUAUAUUUCAGAAUCCCAAACACUAAAAGUGAAGAUCAGAGGUUUUACCGAAAGAGUUGUGCCUACUUCCUGCCUAAAAGUCAUAAUCGAACAACGAGCUGAAAAACGCCCUGGAGCCGGUAUCCCGGAAUUGUAUGAUGCAUCGCUGGUUCUUGAGUCCGAGCUACCCGUGUAUAAAAGGCUUAUAUGGUAUUGGAAGAAGACCAUGUUCGUAUGGAUGAGUAUGAUUUUAUUUGUAAUGCAGUUGCUGUUUACCUUGAUCUGUUGUAGACCUAUAAUUAUUCCGAGAACAAGGCCGAGAAAUGUUUCUGCUGUCGUUAAUUCGCUUGAAACAAUGUCGCAAAACUAAGUCGAUCUCGAGAUUCUUCUUCACCUGAUGAUUAUGAUGGAAGUAAAGACAGAACCUCUGACUGGAUUAGUUCCAUUCUUUUUAACACAUUACUCACUCAUGUUAGGUAUUGUCAUUUGAUCCCUUCUUUUUAUUAUCUUUACCACUUUGUAGAUAGUAUAAACCAACAGUAUAAAUGAGUAUGUAAUUAUUUAUAAGAGGGGAGAUAUUUAUUGGUUUCAAUAGUAAACUACUAAUUGAGGAGAAAUGACAGAAAUUCUGGAAAGUUUUAAUGGA
Mercurialis annua (annual mercury) is the source of this 1882-nucleotide messenger RNA. Its product is annotated as seipin-2. The transcript is spliced from 2 exons. The record is from RefSeq and is a predicted model, not a curated record. NCBI's taxonomy places the organism in Eukaryota, Viridiplantae, Streptophyta, Magnoliopsida, Malpighiales, Euphorbiaceae. Bases 89 to 1606 code for a protein of 505 amino acids. Gene Ontology annotation, cellular component: endoplasmic reticulum membrane. Gene Ontology annotation, biological process: lipid droplet organization; lipid storage.